Messenger RNA from Drosophila persimilis, 2172 nucleotides. RefSeq lists its product as uncharacterized. The transcript has 3 exons. The record is from RefSeq and is a predicted model, not a curated record. Bases 23 to 2068 code for a protein of 681 amino acids. Lineage: Eukaryota; Metazoa; Arthropoda; Insecta; Diptera; Drosophilidae. Gene Ontology annotation, biological process: positive regulation of ERAD pathway. Gene Ontology annotation, molecular function: ubiquitin protein ligase activity.
AAUAAAAUCCACACGUAAAACAAUGAAAAACGGCCCGAAGGACCCGUCAGGCGGCGGUGGCGCUGGGUAUCGUCCUGCCCAGGCGGACAACAAUCUGUCCAACGUCUCCAUACACAUUGAAAGCGACGACAAUGACUCAACAACAGCGGAGAGCGAGUAUCUGCUGCCAGCAGCACCGUCGAUGACCUCUACGACGACGGGCGGCAGUGGGACGGGUGGUAUGGGUUCCGGUCUGGAUUCCAUUGGCCACAAUCCACCAACAGGUCGCAGCAGCAGCCUUAGCGCUGGCCCGCGACACGGAAACAUUCUAUCCUCAUUCCUGGCCCGUCAGCGCUCCUACACACCGACCGUCAGCUCACCCGUCCGUGUGGCCACACAAAUGAAUCGUCGCCUACAGCAGUCCCGCAGCAUGGGUGCCAACAACAGCCUGGAGGAGCCACUGCCCAGCCCGAGCGGCGGGCCAUUGCCUGGACCUGCAUCCGGCUCGCCCGCUGGCGUACGACAACUUGGUUUCUGGCGUGUAAAUCUGAAUGAUGUCUUCUCCUUGUCCACGGCCCCAUCGACUGAGGCGCUGCGCUCCUUUAUCACACAUUCCAACUUCCGGUACCAGCCAGCAGCAGCAGCAGCGGCAUCUGGAAAUCCGCCACCUGCGUCAUCACCUGUGGACAAUGCUCACAUUCUUCUGAGCAAUCAGCAGCCAAAUGCCGAAGUUGUGGGCACUUCUCCCCUAAGGAUCGGUCGAGUAGGGCACGGACUUAAUGCCACGAGCAGUGCCAGUGCCAUUAUGGGACGCAGUAUUUCAUUGCGCGAGGGCGAAAUGCGUCACAGCCUCGCGGGUGCGCGACACAAUGCCAGCGUCAUGGAGCUGCACAGCAAUCCGUCAGCCUACGAGGAGAGCGAGGAUGAACACAAUGCGAAUUUAGAUCUUGGCGAUGGCAAUCUUAGCGGAGGACCAUUGGCUGGAGCUGGAGAUGCGGCUGCAGUAGCGAAUGGCGGCGGUGGCAAUGGCCAGGCAGAGCCCCCCGAACACCAGGGGGAGGAUGAGCAGCUUAUUUCCGACGACAUGGUCGUGCAGAUCCUCAGCCAUUUCGUCCGGUAUAUGCCUCUCAUCUUUAUACUCCUAAUCAAAUUCAUACACGAUCAUUUGCUGGGCAUUGUGGAUCUUCUGGUGCUGCAGACUGUGAUGUACAAUGUCAAUCGAUCGGUGCGGAAUCAGGUGUCCCGCCUGGCACAAAAGAAGUACUCUUCGAUGCUGCGUGACGUUUGUCUCAUUACGAUAGUGGUCACGGUGCGUUUGUUUCUGGCCACAUCGGCGCCGGAUCCGUUUGGUCUAAUUGUGCCGCCGCCAAGGAAAUAUUUCACCUACGCCAUACCCUAUAAGACAGAGCCGGGGACAGUCCCCAAUUUUGGUCCGCUGUCUGCAAAUCCAACGACCUCGUCCUCGGAGACGCUCAAGGCGGUCGUUACCACGGACACGUAUGAAUCCGAGAAGGUCAUACCGCUGGGAAUGCUGCUGUACUACAUAGCCGUCAGUGAUCUCAUCAUCAAGCUGCUCACGAUGCUCAUCAAACUGGCCAUCACCAUGCUGCCCAAUCAUGUGAUGCGCUUCAAAGUGAGGGCCCGACUUUAUGUCCUGGUGGAAUACAUCUCACAGUUUUAUCGAGCCCUAACACCCAUCACACAGUGGUUCAUGUUCCUCUACGAGUCAUAUUCGGGCCUGGAGGUGGUUUCGGGCGGCCUCUUCUCCGCAUUAUACCUGGGAGCAAAGAUCUUUGAGCUUGUGGAGCGUGCCAAAUCGUUACACAAAUCAGUUGUUACCUUCAGACGGAAUAUUGACUCUGAGCGUCCGCCCACUAAAGAGGAACUAGAUGCCGCGGGCUCUGUCUGCCCCAUCUGCCAUGAUACGUUCAACACGCCCAUAAUCCUAGAGUGUGGACAUAUUUUCUGUGAUGAGUGCGUGCAAACGUGGUUCAAGCGCGAGCAAACGUGCCCCAUGUGCCGUGCCAAGGUUAGCGAUGACCCCGCCUGGCAGGAUGGCAGCACCACAUUCUUCCAUCAGUUGUACUAGGGCUCCCCUCCCCCAAAGAAAUGUUUUUGCAUAUUUCACGUGUAUAUAAAUAGUCUCCGAGCUAGCAUUUGUUUAUUAAACUGACAGUUAUUAAUUAAUACUAA